Molecule: messenger RNA, 2929 nt
Organism: Dromaius novaehollandiae (emu)
Lineage: Eukaryota; Metazoa; Chordata; Aves; Casuariiformes; Dromaiidae
Gene: SF3B2
Product: splicing factor 3b subunit 2
Exons: 22
Coding region: 52-2748 (898 amino acids)
Cellular component (GO): U12-type spliceosomal complex; nucleus
Source: RefSeq, a predicted model, not a curated record
CAGCGGCGGCGGCGGCGCGGGCGCGUGGAGGGGGCGGGCGCGGGCGGGAAGAUGGCGACGGAGCGGCCGGAGGGGGCCGCGGGCCCCGGCGCGGGGGAGCUGCCGCCGCCGCCGCCGCCCUACGCGGCCUGGGCCCCCGCCGAGCUGCAGGCCACGCUGGCCGACAUCGGCGCCCCCGCGCAGGGCAGCCGGGAGGAGCUCGUGGAGCGGCUGCAGACCUACACGCUGCAGACAGGCAUCGUGCUGAGCCGCCCAGUGCUGCGGCCGGAGGAGGGUGACAAGGGGGGGCAGCCGCCGCUGCCCGGGCAGCUGCCCGGCCUGGCCCUGCAGCACCCGCCGGUGGCCAUGGUGCCCCCCGGCAUGGCCAUGAGCUACCCGAUGGGCGUGGGGGUGCCGCCGCCGCCCCCCCCGGGCCUGGGCCCCCCGCCCCUGCGGGUGCCCCCCGGCGAGGGGGGGCUGCGGGGCCCCCCCGGGGGGCACCCCGGGGUGCCGGCGGGCGAGCCGGGCCUCUCCGAGGACGAGCGGCUCAAGCUGGCGCAGCAGCAGGCCGCCCUGCUGCUGCAGCAGGAGGAGCGCGCCAAGCAGGGCCAGCACCCGUUCGGGGACAAGGCAAAGGAGCAGGAGCUGCUGGAGCAGCAGAAGCGGGCGGCGGUGCUGCUGGAGCAGGAGCGGCAGCAGGAGCUGGCCAAGAUGGCGCCCGCCGUGGCCCGGCCCCCCCAGGAGCUGGCACCCUUGGGUGCCCGGCCCGCCAUGGCGCCCCGAGGCAGCGCACCCAUGGGUGCCCCCAUGCCCGGCAUGCCCAUGGGCGCCCCCCGCCCCCGCGGGCCCCCCCCGCCCCCCGGCGAGGAGAGCCGAGAGCCGGACGACUCCACCGUGGGCCCGAAGAUCCCCCAGGCGCUGGAGAAGAUCCUGCAGCUGAAGGAGAUCCGCCAGGAAGAGCUCAUCACUGUGCCCGGCCUCUCGGCCGACGACGAGAUGGAGACGGACUCGCGGGCCUCGCUCAGCGUCUCGGCCUCCGAGGCCGAGGACGACGCGGCGCUCUCCAAAAAAGAGCGCAACCGCAAGCGCCGCAACCGCAAGAAGAAGAAGCGGGCGCGGGCGCCGCGCGACGGGGCCCCCCCGGCCGCCCGCGAGGCCCCGGCGAGCGCCGAGGCCGAGGUGGAGGUCGAGUACGUCACCGAGGAGCCCGAGAUCUACGACCCCAACUUCGUCUUCUUCAAGAGGAUCUUCGACGCCUUCAAGCUCACGGAUGACGUGAAGAAGGACAAGGAGAAGGAGCCGGACAAGGCGGACAGGCAGGAGAACGCGGCCGCGCCCAAGAAGAAGGGCUUCGAGGACGGCCAGAAGGGCAGCGAGGACGACAGCUCGGAGGAUGAGCAGGAGAAGAAGCCCGAGGUGCCCAAGCUGUCGAAGAAGAAGCUGCGGCGCAUGAACCGCUUCACCGUGGCCGAGCUGAAGCAGCUGGUGGCCCGCCCCGAUGUGGUGGAGAUGCACGACGUGACGGCGCAGGACCCCAAGCUGCUGGUGCACCUCAAGGCCACCCGCAACUCGGUGCCCGUCCCCCGGCACUGGUGCUUCAAGCGCAAGUACCUGCAGGGCAAGAGGGGCAUCGAGAAGCCGCCCUUCGAGCUGCCCGACUUCAUCAAGCGCACCGGCAUCCAGGAGAUGCGCGAGGCCCUCCAGGAGAAGGAGGAGCAGAAGACCAUGAAGUCCAAGAUGCGGGAGAAGGUUCGGCCCAAGAUGGGCAAAAUCGACAUCGACUACCAGAAGCUCCACGACGCCUUCUUCAAGUGGCAGACCAAGCCCAAGCUCACCAUCCACGGCGACCUCUACUACGAGGGGAAGGAGUUUGAGACGCGCCUCAAGGAGAAGAAGCCGGGCGACCUCUCGGACGAGCUGCGCAUCGCCCUGGGCAUGCCCGUGGGGCCGAGCGCCCACAAGGUGCCCCCACCCUGGCUCAUCGCCAUGCAGCGCUACGGGCCCCCCCCCUCCUACCCCAACCUCAAGAUCCCCGGCCUCAACUCCCCCAUCCCCGAGGGCUGCUCCUUCGGGUACCACGCCGGGGGCUGGGGGAAGCCGCCCGUGGACGAGACCGGCAAGCCGCUCUACGGCGACGUCUUCGGCACCAACGCCGCCGAGUUCCAGACCAAGGCGGAGGAGGAGGAGAUCGACCGGACGCCCUGGGGCGAGCUGGAGCCCUCGGACGAGGAGUCCUCGGAGGAGGAGGAGGAGGAGGAGAGCGACGAGGAGAAGCCCGACGAGACGGGCUUCAUCACGCCGGCCGACAGCGGCCUCAUCACCCCCGGCGGCUUCUCCUCGGUGCCCGCCGGCAUGGAGACCCCCGAGCUCAUCGAGCUGAGGAAGAAGAAGAUCGAGGAGGCCAUGGAUGGCAGCGAGACCCCCCAGCUCUUCACGGUGGUGCCCGAGAAGCGCACGGCCACCGUGGGCACCGCCAUGAUGGGCUCCACCCACAUCUACGACAUGUCGGCGGUGAUGGGCCGCAAGGGCCCGGUGACGGAGGCGCAGGGCGUGGAGGUGGCCCUGGCACCCGAGGAGCUGGAGCUGGACCCCACGGCCAUGACGCAGAAGUACGAGGAGCACGUGCGCGAGCAGCAGGCCCAGGUGGAGAAGGAGGACUUCAGCGACAUGGUGGCCGAGCACGCCGCCAAGCAGAAGCAGAAGAAGCGCAAGGCCCAGCCCCAGGACGCCCGCGGCGGGGGCAAGAAGUACAAGGAGUUCAAGUUUUAGCUGUCCCCCCCGUGUCCCCGAGCCCGCGUCCCCGAUGCCACCGUGUCCCCGACGCCCGUGGCAUCUCCAACGCCGCGUUUUCCCCGAUGCCGCCACCGUGGUGUCACCACCGUGGUGUCACCUCCCACCGUGGGUUUUUUUUUUGUAAAUAAAGAGCCGGGGAGCCCCCGGCGUCACCCGG